Messenger RNA from Ornithodoros turicata, 2311 nucleotides. It is a transcript of the gene Pus7, whose product is annotated as pseudouridylate synthase 7 homolog. Lineage: Eukaryota; Metazoa; Arthropoda; Arachnida; Ixodida; Argasidae. The record is from RefSeq and is a predicted model, not a curated record. Bases 340 to 2226 code for a protein of 628 amino acids. The transcript has 15 exons. Gene Ontology annotation, biological process: pseudouridine synthesis. Gene Ontology annotation, cellular component: nucleus. Gene Ontology annotation, molecular function: RNA binding; pseudouridine synthase activity.
UCCGCUGAAAUUCGUGUGGUAGCGCCACUGCUCUUCCGCUAAAGCACAAAAUUGGUUAAAAAUGAAACAAAUACAGUAAAUUAUAGGUGAAUUGACGACACAGUGCGACCUUUCUUUUGAUAGUAGCCAUAUAGUGUAAUGUUCGGUUGAGCGAGUUCCGGUUUCGUGUUUUUGUUGUCGGCAUUCUUCUGUUUGCCAUGUGGUCGAUGUUGCAUGAGUGAUCACUGUCCAUGUCACCGUGGUUGAUGUUGAGAGAGUGAUUAUUCUGCAGACCUAUUAGGUGUUUUGAACGGUGCAACGUUCGCUCAGAAUACAUAUCUAGAAGCGCUUCCGGGUAAAAUGGAUGGUACAGACGGUGCAGGCAAGCGGCCCUUAGAUCAAGCUGACACUGACAUAAAGCCAAAAAAGCCCAAGACUGAAUCUGGUGCGUUCGAACGACACAGAAAAUUUAUCCCAUCGGAAAGUUCCGUUGGUAUCACCGAGUACAUUGGAACACACAAAGGAUUUACGGGUCACCUCAAACAGAGGUAUUCCGACUUCUUGGUCAAUGAAAUCGCACCAUCUGGAGAAGUGGUUCGUCUGAAGUCCUUCGAAGGGCCUGCGAACGAUGCCGCAGAAGAGGACUCAUACAUUAAUACCACCGUGGUGUCAAAAGAGACACUGGACAAGAUGAAUGCCUUGGUAUCCGGAGACACAGCUGGACAAAUCACCAUUGAUGUGACGGAUCUGUCGAAAGAUGAGAGGAGACAAGUGCACAUCUUAGUCAGAAAGAAAUUUCCGGACCUCGAAAGUCAGACGAAGAUACAAGACUCGAAAAAGAUCAUAACGGUCGAGAAAAAAGAAAAUCAUCAGGGACCAAAGAGACAAAAGUACUGGCCACACACAAGAGGCAACCACACCGCAUUUACGCUGUACAAGGAAAAUGCAGAUACAAUGGAAGCAAUUAAUAUGAUAGCUAAAGUAUUGAGGUACAAGCCAUCGCGUUUCACUUACGCUGGCACCAAAGACAAACGUGCCAAGACGUGCCAAAUGGUUUCGAUCUACCGUGUACCCGCGUCUCAUCUUGUGGGCCUCAACAAACGACAGUGGAACAUUGCCAUCGGAGAUGUGCAUUACAGGGAAAAAGAAGUCAAGCUCGGUGAUCUAUCGGGAAACCGUUUCGGCAUUGUUCUACGGGGUGUCAGUGGAUCAAAAGAGGACAUUGAGGAUGCCGUUGCAUCUCUGUCUCAGAAAGGGUUCAUAAACUACUUUGGGCUACAAAGAUUUGGAACAACUUCUGUCUCUACUCACGACAUUGGAAGAGCACUGUUGAAGGAACAGUACGAGGAAGCGGUGAACCUUAUCUUGAAGCCGAGGGACGGUGGCGGUGGUAGACCAGACCUAGCAGCAUGCAGAGAAGAAUGGCAGCGGUCAAAGGACCCGCAAAAGGCACUGGAACACCUCAAACGGAAAUGUAUUCUGGAAGGCCUAUUGCUUCAAGGGCUCAUCUCGAGCGGAGUGAAGGCUUGGUCCACGGCUCUUUAUUCUAUUCCGAGGAAUACUCGUCUGAUGUACGUGCACAGUUACCAGAGCUUUGUCUGGAACAGGGUGGUGUCCAGAAGGUUACAGAAGUUUGGUCUAGCAGUUCUCGAAGGAGACCUGAUCCUUAACCAGUCUGAAUGUGUGCCUGAAGAAGUGAUGGACAAACGGAAAGCCACACCGUCUGUGGUCUCCGAUAUUUCGUCGUGUUCAAUACAGGAAGUUGUCCUGCCACUUCCAGGCUACAACGUAAACUUCCCAAAGAACGAAAUUGCGGACUGGUACAAAGAAAUCCUUGCCGAAGAAGGUCUCACAGUAGAGAGCCUCAAGACAAAGAAUAAGUCCUAUUCGCUGAGUGGCUGUUACCGGCACAUAGUUGUCGUUCCCCAUGACAUGACAUGGUCCGAAGUACGUUACUCUACCAUUGAGGAACCAGUCGUGUUGAGUGACUACGACAUCCUCAAGGGACACAACCUUCCAGAAGGUGAUGAAAAUGAAGACUGCAGCUCAAAAAUGAGGGGCCUCAAAAUUGAAUUCUCACUUCCACCUUCAAGCUAUGCCACCAUGGCCAUACGUGAACUCACCAAAUCCGACACCUCCGUCUGGUCCAACGAAACACCGAAGGAAUCAAGCGAGAAGAGCGAAGAGGGGGGCGAGGAAGAAAACGGGGAGUACGACUACGAGUUGGACACCUCCGAGGCUGUGUGACGGGCUUUGGCAACAAAUGUCCAUCAUUUCGGUUAUCAAUAAUAAGGCUAUUAAAUACAAGCUUGCACUCUUUUGCAAAAAAAAA